AUGAACAUGGAGACCCUGGGCUUCACCGUGAAGUCCCGGAUGAAGAACGCGGUGGUGGUGGGACCGCCCAAAUCCGACGUGUUCUGUGUGCGUCCGUCCAAACCCACCAAGUUCAGGGACUUCUACUACAGACCAAACUUCCCCACGAGGCUGCAGCACGGAGUGAAAGGGUUCAGUCUGAAGUGGAACGUGGAGGUGGACAAACUGGACUACGAAUAUUACCUGCCGCUGUUUUUUGACGGACUUUGCGAGACCGAGCAUCCGUUCACAGUAUUCGCUCGAGAGGGGAUCUACGACAUGUUGGAUUGCGGCGGCGCCAAGAUCCUCCCGGUGAUCCCCAAGCUGAUUAUGCCGCUACGGAACGCCCUGAACACCAGGAACUGCCAGAUCAUCUGCACCACCCUGAGGGUCCUCCAGCGCCUGGUGGUGUCGGCGGAGGGCGUGGGGGAGGCUCUGCUGCCGUACUACAGACACAUCCUGCUCAUUCCCAACAUCUUCAAGUCGGUGGAGAAGCACGACCUGCGGAAACUGAUCCAGGAAACGCUCCAGCUGCUGGAGGUGUCCGGAGGAAAGAACGCCUUCAUCAACAUCAAGUACAUGGUGCCGACCUACAAGUCCUGCCUCACGCACCGAUACUGA
Messenger RNA from Knipowitschia caucasica, 639 nucleotides. NCBI's taxonomy places the organism in Eukaryota, Metazoa, Chordata, Actinopteri, Gobiiformes, Gobiidae. The record is from the annotation of a GenBank genome assembly.